Molecule: messenger RNA, 1363 nt
Organism: Stomoxys calcitrans (stable fly)
Lineage: Eukaryota; Metazoa; Arthropoda; Insecta; Diptera; Muscidae
Gene: Syx18
Product: syntaxin-18
Exons: 2
Coding region: 145-1281 (378 amino acids)
Biological process (GO): retrograde vesicle-mediated transport, Golgi to endoplasmic reticulum
Cellular component (GO): SNARE complex; endoplasmic reticulum
Source: RefSeq, a predicted model, not a curated record
GAUAUUCUUUAUUAGUGAUGUGUCAACAAAUCUGUUCAUAUUGGACACGGUAGGUUAGUUAAUGUUUCCCCCAAAAUCGUCCUUUUAACAAAAAGGAUUUAAUCUUCCUUUGUCGUAAUUUAUCAAAACCAUACGAGGUAAAAUAUGGAUAUCACGCACCUAUUCAAAGCCGGUGUGAUGACGGUAAAAUUGCAACGCAAAGGAGAGUUGGAAGCCCAAAAACGAAUCCUACCAAAAUCCACUGCAAAUGCCAAUGUUCAGAGGGAUGAAUUUGCCAAACAGGCUAAAGAUGUGUGCAAUAAAAUUACCACACUACGCAAUGUACUUGUUGAGAAUCGUUCGGCCUACAUGAGGAUAGGUCAGCAUCUAAAGAGUGCAGCCCAAAUGACUGACGAGCAGAGGGAUCUAAUCGACAGGGAAUCAGAGAAGUUUGUUACAUAUUAUACCCAAUACUUGGGUCAAAUGCGCAACGAUUGGAAAAAAGCCAAGCGAAAGCCUCAACAAAGAGAACACAUAGAGGCUGUGCUGGAGUUACUGACUGCCUAUUUGAAAUCGGUGCAACAAAUUUAUUUGGAACAGAAGAAGUAUCGAGUGCAACACGAAUUGGAAACAUAUCGUCUAUUAAAAUUGGCUUCGGAUAAAAAGAAAAUACCUGUAAGGCCGGCUGGGGAACAAAGAUCAAGGAAAGCAUCUACGGUAUCAUCAACUUCUAGCAGAGAUUUGCACAUGGAAGCGGAGAGAACAACAGAACAAUAUUCUGGCAUGGAUGUAGCAGAAGGAUGGGAUUUGGACGAAGAUGAUAUAACAGCGCCAACGCGCAUACUAGAUGACAAGUUCAAUGAUAAUUCAACAUUGAGUAACAACUCAUUUUCCACAGAUUCCAAAGCACAGGUGGCUUUGAAUGAGGAUAUACAAAAAUCCGAACAAAGUGUUGAAGAGGCUGCCAAAAACCUUAGUCCCGAAGAUGUGCAAAUGUUUGAAGAAGAAAAUGUGCAGCUCUAUCAUGAGCUGCAAGGCCUUUCUGAAGAGGUGGAGGCAAUAGAGAAGAAUGUUGUUGACAUAGCCACUUUGCAGGACAUUUUUACCGAAAAGGUAACCUUGCAACAACACAAUAUUGAGCGCAUCAUCAACGCUGUCAUUGGCUCCACUGAAAAUGUCAAGGACGCCAAUGAACAAAUCAAACAAGCCAUACAACGCAAUGCAGGCUUACGGGUCUGGUCUUUAUUCUUCCUAUUAGUUAUGUCACUAUCUUUGUUGUUUCUCGAUUGGUAUUACGAUUAAUGUGCCUGCACUUAUCCUCAAGUCGAAUUUUAUAUUUUUGUCCAUUUAAAUAAUUAAUUCCAGAAUUUGUUGCAAUAUGUUA